AUGGGAUUCUAUAGGAACUUGUUGGGUUUUAUAACUCUGUUUGGCUUUCUGCAAUUAACCAAACAGCACUGCUACAUGAUGAAGCUGGUGGGCGCCAAGUCCUGGGAUACGCCCAACUACGGGCUGAAGAUCAACAUGUUCGAGAAGAACAACUCGAUGUCCUCGGUGACGACGGUGCGUCAGGAUGUGGCCAUUCCGUUGUGGCACCUCGUCCUUUUGCAGCAUCCGCGAAAAAGGAGUUCCGGCGCCUCGGCGAGUCGAGCGGAAUUGCCGCGAACCCUCUACAAUUCAACGACUAAGACCUGCGACUUCUGGAAAUACAUUCGCCACGUCUCCGCCUGGAACAACGUGGCCAAGCUGAUGCUCUCGAAGGGCGCCAGCAAUAUGAGCCUCGCCUGUCCCUUGAAACAGGGCGUAUACGUGAUGAAUCGCAUCCAAGUGCCGCCGGAAACGGCGAUCCUGAAGUUCAUGUACCACCCGAAUACACUGUACACCCUCGAGGGCACCGUCUUCGCCCUGAGUCCCAAGGACAAGGUCACCAAGAGGGCUCUGUGCCACUAUGAGAUCAAUGCCACUAUCUAUAAGUCUUGCUAA
This is a messenger RNA of Drosophila takahashii, 594 nucleotides long. RefSeq lists its product as uncharacterized. The record is from RefSeq and is a predicted model, not a curated record. NCBI's taxonomy places the organism in Eukaryota, Metazoa, Arthropoda, Insecta, Diptera, Drosophilidae.